Messenger RNA from Pochonia chlamydosporia 170, 711 nucleotides. RefSeq lists its product as hypothetical. The record is from RefSeq and is a predicted model, not a curated record. The transcript has 3 exons. NCBI's taxonomy places the organism in Eukaryota, Fungi, Ascomycota, Sordariomycetes, Hypocreales, Clavicipitaceae. The coding region runs from base 1 to 711 and encodes 236 amino acids.
AUGGCUCACCUGCCGGCAGCUGCAGCUGCCUAUGGUGUCCAUGAUCAUGGCUUGCGAUUCCUUAACGAAGAAUGGAACGACAGCAUAUCCAACGGAAACCCUUUCACUCUGAAAUGGAAUCAAUCGUUGGUCAAGUAUGGCGCUGAGCUGGGACUCUUCAAGGUUUCCUAUCCUGCUGAUGGCGUUGUUGUUUACGACUUGGUAGCCAACUUAACUGAUUCCAUGGAAGACGCAUCUUGUGUGUGGACACCAGAGGCAUUGGAGAAUGAACUGUACGCCGUCUGGCUUACCAACGGCCAACAUGUCCAUCGAAACUGGACUCUUUCUCCUCCCUGGAUCCCAAAAGAAGAAUCUAGGCCCCGUUUGCAUUGGGCAGCACCUAUCAUCAUCGUUGUUGUCUGUCUCCUAGUUCUCUACGCCAUAUGUUUGUCGAUAUACCUUGCAUAUCGUCGGCGGAAACGAGAAAAACGAGCAAAGGAGGACGCCACUCCACACCAGGAUGUGAGCCGGAACAACUCUGUUGAUUCUGCCAUCACGGUGCAGACAGUCACGGAGUCCGAAGAAGGCGUCAAGUCAAAACCUAGUAUCUGGCUCAUCACUCACCCGCCUGAAGAGCAAGACAUCACUACUGGAGAACUCUGGAAGGAUGACGACACAGUCGUGGAGCCUGUUGGCCGUGGCGACAGAUCAGCUCUGCAAUCACCUGUAUAG